This is a messenger RNA of Chenopodium quinoa (quinoa), 1801 nucleotides long. RefSeq names its product HVA22-like protein i. The transcript is spliced from 7 exons. The record is from RefSeq and is a predicted model, not a curated record. NCBI's taxonomy places the organism in Eukaryota, Viridiplantae, Streptophyta, Magnoliopsida, Caryophyllales, Amaranthaceae. Bases 630 to 1589 code for a protein of 319 amino acids.
CUUGUAUUGGAUUUUGACCCAAUAAGACAGUUAUUCUUACUUAAGAAGAAUAAUAAGAAUUCAUGGCUUACAAGGUUGAAGACAAUUCCUGGCAAAAUCUAUUCCUUUCCUUUCCUAACUUUGCCAUCAACAUCUAAUUCCUUUCUUCCUUCAAUACAGAGGUUACCGUUUAAUUCAACUCCAAAACUGCCAAAUGUCAACCAUCCAAUCAUCCAUCACCCAAUUCACCCACAUCAGCCGUCCGAUUAAACUUUAAACAUUCAACUAACUCAUUUUCAUCCCCACUAUAAAAUAAAAAUUAAAAAAAAAAACCUUGAAAAAUAAAUUUUCCCAAAAAAAAAAGAGAAAAUCUAAAAUCCAAAGAAAUGAAGGGAGAGAGAGAGGGAGGUGGUAAAUUUGAAAAAAAAACAGGGAUAGGCACAAAUAAACAUCUCUGACUCUCUCUCUUCCCUCACUUUCUCUCUCCUCUUUCUCAGUCACUAUCUCUGCCGACUUCGCAACGGUUAGCCGUCGCUCUUCGGCGGAGAAAUUUCCGACCGCCGCCUCCGCUGUCGUCUUCUCUCUCCUCCUCUUCUGUUUUUAUUGAUUUUUCAAUAAUCCGUGAAGAUAAUCUACUAUAAGAAUUCAAAAUGAUUGGGCAUUUUCUUACCAGAGGACUUGUGAUGAUUUUUGGCUAUGCCUAUCCGGCAUAUGAGUGUUAUAAAACGGUUGAGAAGAAUAAACCGGAGAUAGAGCAGCUCCGCUUUUGGUGUCAAUACUGGAUUUUAGUUGCUCUAAUGACGGUCUUUGAGAGGGUUAGUGAUACGUUCAUUUCGUGGCUUCCCAUGUACAGUGAGGCUAAAUUGGCAUUCAUAAUCUACCUGUGGUAUCCUAGGACAAAGGGAACAACAUACGUUUAUGAUUCCUUCUUUAAACCAUAUGUUUCAAAGCAUGAGACGGAAAUUGAUCGCAACUUGCUGGAAUUAAGAAUUAGGGCUGGUGAUAUGACUUACACGUACUGUCAGAAAGCUAUGAGCUAUGGUCAGACAAGAAUCUUUGAGAUUUUGCAGUAUGUUGCAGCACAAUCUACCCCAAAUCGUCGUCCUACCCAGCCACAACAACCAGCUCCAAGACCCCGCCCUCCUGCAGUCAAUGGCACUGCUCCUCCUCGGCAACCUUCGACAAAACCUCAAACUACAACACAGACGCAGGAUGAAGAGCCCAUGUCUCCUACUUCAAGUACAUCCUCCAGUCAAGAUAAUGAGAUGGAGGAGGAACUCAGCUCUGCCAAAGAGCCAUCAAGCUCUGCUUCCGCUCCUGCUCCUGCUCCUCCAGCUCCAGCUGCUGCUGCUCCUCCUUCACCAGCCUCAAGCUCUAUAAAGAAGUCGAUAUCAUUGCCUUCUGCACCUGAGAGCCGCUCAAGCCAACCAUCAAGUAACACAGUAGAUGUCAAGUUGACUGAAUCAGCUCCCACCAAGGUUGUAAAAUCACCAAUCAAGCCUUCGGGGGCAAAGUCUCUGCCAACCCCAGAAGAGACGGUAAUGGAAGAAGCUAUUCGAGUGACCCGAGGCAGAUUGAGGAAGACUAAAUCCACCACAGCAAACAAAUAGAUUGACUUGCCACACUUCUCAUCUCAUUAUAUUAAAUGUGAGUAUUUAGCAGUAGGUUGGAUGUGCUUGUGAAAUGAUUAUCUGAAAAAUAUAAAGAUGGAAUAACUGGGGAUCAUUUUUUGGUCUCCUUGUAUAUUCGUUCCUCAUCUAUUUUGAUUCAAUUGGUUGCUUUAUAUAGUUUAUAUAUCUUCUGAUCUCAUUAGCUAUGGUAA